AUGAGUGGUGUCCAUGAACUCCAUACUCAAAAGGAUUUGUCAAGCUUCUUUUUUUGCUUGAUCACAAAGGCAAAACCUGCCAAACCUUUGAAACUCACAGUAAAGGAGAGCCUCUUGAGUCCCUAGCUUACGUCUAUAUAUAAUUGGUAAACGCUAAGGCUAAAUGAAACUCGAUAAAAUCCUUGGUUUCAGUUAGUUUGAUGAGUGUGAGAGAGAUUUGGGGUGUGCGUCGACCAAAGGUAAAAGGAAAAUGGUUUCAUCAAAGGGAAACUUAACUCCCAUCGUCAGCAAAAUCUUUUGUUCGGCUUCUCAGAUAGUUCUAACAGUGAGGAGGCGGCCUCAUGUGGUAAAUGGAGGAGGUUUUGUGGUUACAGACUGUAGCCAAAGGGUGGUUUUCAGGGUGGAUGGCUGUGGAACCUUGGGUGUGAGAGGUGAACUCAUGUUGAGGGAUGCUGAUGGAGAACCUUUGCUGCUCAUACGCCGGAAGGGAGGUAUUGUUCAGGCGCUAAGCGUUCAUAGGCAAUGGAGAGGUUACAUGUUAGACUACGAAGGGAUGGAGAAGUUGAUAUUCUGCCUCAAGGAGCCGAAAUCGUUCCUUGUCAAAAACAACUCCAUCAAAGUUUGCAUGGAACCCAGGAGGUGCAGCAAGAACUGGGAUUUUCAGAUCAAGGGUUCUUUCCCCGCUAGAGCUUGCACCAUCUUUGAUUCCAAGGGAAACAUUGUAGCACAGGUGGAAAUAAAGAAGGAGGUGGAGGAGUUGUUGGUAAGCAAGGAUCUCUACCAUGUGGUGGUGCAACCGGGAUUUGACAAAGCUUUUGUCUUCGGAAUCAUUGCCAUUCUUGACAACAUUUAUGACGAAUCUACUCAGUGUUGAUGAGAACUGGAGGUAGCCAUAAGGCUCCUGUAAUUUCUUUCUUGCACAAAUCAGUAGAAGAUCAGAAUGAUGAGAGAAAGAGUGACAGAGGUUCGUCUCCUCUUAUCUCUGUAAAUCAGUAAAUGUUACGUACGUGUUGUUGCUUUUCUUCCUUUUUUUUUUAUUGUAGAGGGAUAAGGGAUAAAUGUAUGACAAUCAAUAGAGGCUGUAGAUAAGAAAGAAGGUUGUGUGGUUAAUUUAUAUAUA
Messenger RNA from Nelumbo nucifera (sacred lotus), 1120 nucleotides. RefSeq names its product protein LURP-one-related 6. Lineage: Eukaryota; Viridiplantae; Streptophyta; Magnoliopsida; Proteales; Nelumbonaceae. The record is from RefSeq and is a predicted model, not a curated record.